Molecule: messenger RNA, 2014 nt
Organism: Fusarium oxysporum Fo47
Lineage: Eukaryota; Fungi; Ascomycota; Sordariomycetes; Hypocreales; Nectriaceae
Product: S-adenosyl-L-methionine-dependent methyltransferase
Exons: 3
Coding region: 143-1885 (580 amino acids)
Source: RefSeq, a predicted model, not a curated record
CCAACCAACUGUCAACGAGCUUCAAGUGCAGGCCAUUUGAACCGCCGGGUCAGACCGUUCUUGCCUAUUUCCCUUCUUUAUUCAUAUCUUGAUUUGUAUUUCCUGUUACAUUCUUGUCUCCCAAUUGCCCUCGUAUCUCAUAAUGGCUCCCAAAAAGGACGGUCAAUCGGCCAAGGCGACUGGCGCGCCUGAAGGCUUCACGCCAGAACGGUUUGAAAAGGAACUCAAGGAACUUGCGACCAAGGCCAAGGAAGAUACUUUUGCGAAGCGGUUCAUGGGUCAAGCGCUUGUUUACUUCCAGACUCUUUUGCUUCUCGGUUUGUUAGGUGUCGCGUCGAGCGCGUCGCAGCUCAACCUGUCCCCUAUCUUUGGGUCCAUCCCUUCUGCUGUCACGCACACAACUGCGCUCAAGGCGGCUUGCUUUAUCGGUUGGGCCGGCAAUUUGAUGCUCCGCAUGGCUCUUCCUAUGUCGACUUCUCAGCUUCUCCCAGUCAUCGCCCUUAAUAUCCCGGCUAUCCAGUUUCUUCUCGGGACCUUCACUGACCGUCUUGGCUCUUGGUGGGGUCCUCUCAUUAUCGAGGGUUUCACCUUGUUCCCCCUGGCCAUCGUUUCGGCAGCCUCCGUGGCCGAUGUUCUUGAGGACGCUGACCUGAGCGCACUGCCCAAAUUCGUCGCAGAUGCGGCGCCUGGCAUUGUCUCGUGGGGUCUGUUUAGACUUGCUGAGAACCAGUCCAUGGAAAAGCUGCAGGGUGUUGUUGGGAGUACCUUUGUGUUUACUCGUGUGGGUAUUGAGCUUGUCUUGGGAGCCAUUUAUGCUAUUAUGGCACCAUCCAAGUAUCUCGUUUUGGCUAUCCCUGCGCUAUUACACACGGCAGUCUUAAACACCCACGUUAUGACACCCAUGGCUACCGAAGCUCUUAACAGUACCUUGACAGCUCAGAAUUGGACACUGUUGGAGCGCCGCGAAUCGUUGACUGGCUAUGUGUCAGUCAUCGAGAGCCUGGAGAGAGGUUAUCGUGUAAUGCGCUGUGAUCAUAGUCUUCUUGGAGGUCAGUGGGUUCAGCUCAAUGGUCGAAGAGUAUCCGAGCCGAUUUACGGUGUUUUUGUCAUGCUCGAAGCUGUCCGUCUUGUUGAGCGGGAGGCUCCCCUGCCUGACAGCGAAGCUAGCGCCCUUGUUAUUGGCCUUGGUAUUGGAACUACCCCUUCUGCCUUUGUUUCUCACGGCAUUGACACUACCGUGGUUGAGAUUGAUCCAGUGGUUUAUGAGUUCGCUCAAAAAUACUUUGAUCUUCGGGAGAACAACCCUGCUGCCGUCGCCGAUGCUGUCUCUUAUACAGCUGACUUGGUGAAGCAAUCCAAGACCUAUGACUACAUUGUUCACGAUGUGUUCACUGGUGGUGCUGAGCCUGUUGACCUCUUUACUCUCGAGUUCCUCCAAGGAUUGGGAGACUUGCUGAAGGAUGAUGGAGUCAUUGCUAUUAACUAUGCUGGUGACUUUGGCCUUCCUACACCUCAGCUCAUCUACCGCACCAUCAAGAAGGUUUUCCCCUCCUGCCGUAUCUUCCGUGAGAGCCCACGAGAUGAGGCCAACGUCGAGAAGUGGGGAAGCGACUUCACCAACAUGGUCAUCUUCUGCCGCAAGACCCCCAGAGAGGUCACCUUCCGCAAUCCCAAGCAAAAGGAUUUUCUCCGAAGCCAAGUUCGGCAGGCUUUGCUAUUGCCCAAGUAUGAGAUUAAGGAGCAGGUCUUCCUUGAAGAUGAGGCUACGGAUGUCCUCAACAAGAACGAAACGAGCAAGGUUACCAAGUGGCACCAGGACAGCGCUGCUGGACACUGGAAGAUCAUGCGAUCUGUGCUACCUGGAACGAUCUGGGAGCAGUGGUAGACACAUAUCUAUGUUGUAUAUGUUCUGAUUGCACAUAUUUCGUAUCAUUGUGUAUAUUUCUACUUAGAUGCCUUUUUAGGUACAACUUGUUCCUGGAUAUAUCACAUAAUAGACAUUUGAAUUGUCCAC